AUUGCCCUUUGUCAGCCACACAAGGCAAGUCACUUGAUUUCGUCUUUGCUUGGGAAUGCUUACUUGAUUUCAUUGCGUGCACCGGAAUUCCCCUUUCCUACCGACGCGCAUAUGAAUUUCCACCAUGACUGGACGAAACAGGAAUCGCCCUGCGAUCAUGAAAGAGGCCGAUGAAGAGAGCCAGCUAUGGAGCGAAGUUAAGAACAGCGGCUCUCGCAUUGACCAACUUGUGGCCGAACAUAAUGAGAAAUGGAAGAGGAUGGCCGAAAUCAAGCAGUUACUUGAUAUUCAAUUUUCGAGAGACGAAGAACCAUCAGAAGACCUGGAAGACGAGCUAAUGAAGCUUACUCGUGAAAACGUCAAAAUAUGCGAUGAAUUGGUGGCAGCGAUAGAGGGCGACUCUGAACAAGACACGAACUCUCUGCUCGGCGCUCUCAACCUACUAUCAGCUCUUCGCGCCUCAAGCGAAGCAGAAUCACAUACGCCUGCUCCUCGCUCCUUAUCAACAGCAAAAUCGGGGCGCAAUGCGAAGCGGAAAGGAGGCGACGCGUCUUCAGUUGUAAGCGAUGACAGAGAGAGUGCCGCAGCAGAUUCGCCUGCAGCACCAUCUCCAAAAGUCCAUAUACCCGUGCCAUCGCGCCUAAAAGUCAACACGAAUGCGUCAUCACGUGCCGGAUCGGUCGGCGCAGGGAGAGAAGCGUCAGUGAAAAUCGAAGAAGGAACUGAGAGUGGUGUGGAUGCUAAACCUUCACACUCCGAUCGACCGAAAUUCCAAGUCGGCACCGAAGUCCUUUACCGCAAGAAGGGCGUCGGAAAGGUCGACCCAAACGACGGCGAAGGCAUGCUAUGUCAAGUAACCUCCGUCAUAGGCGAAGGCAAACAGCGACGAUACGAAAUAAGAGAUGCGGAUGCCGAGGCUGUUGACCCACAGCCUUAUAGAGCAAGCUUGCAACAGAUGACACCAAUCCCUGCUUUAGGCACCGUCCUACCUGAACUGAAGCCAAAGACUCACGUUCUGGCGCUCUACCCUGGAACGACAACGUUCUACAAAGCAGAAGUUGUAACGGGGUCAAAGAAAGACGGCGAAGGUCCUCCGGAAGGCCAUGUGCGUCUACGAUUUGAAGGCGAGGAUGAGCUAGAGCCGGACAAGGACGUUGAGAGGAGAUAUGUCCUGUCUGAGUGGACGGGAAAGUAGAUCAUAACCAAUCAAGUUUAUGACAACCUAGCUGCUAUUUGGCUAACAUGUUUCCAA
Molecule: messenger RNA, 1252 nt
Organism: Verruconis gallopava
Lineage: Eukaryota; Fungi; Ascomycota; Dothideomycetes; Venturiales; Sympoventuriaceae
Exons: 4
Coding region: 125-1195 (356 amino acids)
Cellular component (GO): SAGA complex
Source: RefSeq, a predicted model, not a curated record